CACACAGUGCACCAGUCUACCUGUACCUGACUCCUGUAGACAGAGGACACUAGGCUCAUCAGACAGCCAACAAUCAGGACGAUUACCAGACACUAUAGUGACCAUGUCCAAGGUGUCUGGCGACCUGUACGAUGACUCCGACUACAUCUGCUCCUAUGGGAUGAAACUCACCUGGGACAUCAAUGACCCCAAACUCCCGCAGGAUAUAAAGCAAUUUGACAGCUUCCAGGAAUGGACAGACGGCUAUGUGAGAUUCAUAUACACUGGAGAGGACAAAAAUGCCCAGCGCCACCUAAGUGGUUGGGCCAUGAGGAACACCAAUAACCACAACUGUCAGAUCCUGAAGAAGUCUUGUCUGGGUGUAGUGGUGUGCAGCAGGGGCUGUACAUUGCCGGAUGGGGGGAAACUGCAGCUCAGACCAGCUAUCUGCGACAAAGCAAGACAGAAGCAACAAAAAAAGCUGUGCAGUAACUGUAACUCUACUCUUGAGCUGAUCCCUUGUCGGGGUCACAGUGGUUAUCCAGUUACAAAUUUUUGGCGCCUAGAUGGAAAAGCCAUCUUCUUUCAGGCAAAAGGAGUUCAUGACCAUCCAAGACCAGAAAGUAAAUCAGAGACAGAAGCUAGACGAAGUGCUGUGAAAAGACAAAUGUCCUCCUCUCACCUGUCACAGAAAAAGAAGCUUUUGGAAUCCGAGGUGGGAAGAUACAAUGACAGUGGUGGACAUUUUCCUCAUCCCAUGUCUUGCUUAGAGGGAUCUGAACGCCUCAGUCUUGUUGCAGAUGGAAACUUUCCCCUAGCACCGCAACACUAUUCAUCAUUUCAGAAUUCCGAUCCCUACAAAGCCAACUAUGAUCCUGUGGGAUAUCAGGGGGAUUCUGUGGCACCAUUUCCAAAAUGUCCUAAUAGAAUAUAUGUGCCCAGAACUCCAUGCGGUUAUGAUUUUCAUGUCCCUGGAUACGUGACAUCCAAUUCAUACCCUCCACUGUAUAAAGAAGCAGUGAGUAGUUUGCCAGAUGGUGACAGAGUUCAGUUAAAUGGGCCUCAGCCUAAUUUUGGCAUGCUGAACGCACAUGAAAGGAGUUAUGAUGGCCCUGGUAAGCACAAUGGAUGGAAACAAAUAUUUUCUAAAAAUGGAUAUGUGGACAGAAAUGACUAUGCCCAAAUACAGCCAAAUACUGGUCACUCUUAUUACAGUGCUGAGUACCCAUGCAGAUAUGCAAGGUCACCAUCUCCAGCUUUACAAACCGUUAUUACAACAACUACAAAGGUUUCAUAUCAAGCAUACAAACCUCCUGUGGUUAAAUAUGCUGAAAAUCUCUGUGAUGCCAAAACUCUGCCAAACUAUUCCCACGUGCAAGACAACAUAUCAGAGGGCACCUUUAGUGACAUAAAAGCUCAAGAUGAUUUCACGGUCAUCAAAUCAGCUCUAGGCUACCAAGAACAAAUCCCAACAAAACCUGAGAGAGUGGACAACCUGGACUUUUAUCGAUAUGGUACAUGUAUGAGCAAUGGCUUCUCAGGUCAGCCCUAUCGGUAUGAAAAUGCAGAUUACUGAAAUACAGGCAAUAACAAAUUUAGUAUGAUCAAUAAACUUAGUUAAGAACAGUCCUUUUACGUUGACAUUAUUUAUGGAAUUAGGCCCUGACAAGCCAGUCCGACAGUAUACAGAUAACUGUGUUAUGUAGGUUUAUAUGUACCAAUUGACUAGAAGCUACAUGACUUAACAAAGUUAUAGACUGACACAAUGGCUGCUCU
Messenger RNA from Hyla sarda, 1755 nucleotides. RefSeq names its product glial cells missing transcription factor 2 (gene GCM2). The record is from RefSeq and is a predicted model, not a curated record. The coding region runs from base 104 to 1555 and encodes 483 amino acids. The transcript is spliced from 6 exons. Lineage: Eukaryota; Metazoa; Chordata; Amphibia; Anura; Hylidae. Gene Ontology annotation, molecular function: DNA-binding transcription activator activity, RNA polymerase II-specific; RNA polymerase II cis-regulatory region sequence-specific DNA binding. Gene Ontology annotation, biological process: regulation of transcription by RNA polymerase II; gliogenesis. Gene Ontology annotation, cellular component: nucleus.